GCUUUGGGGUUGCCAGGGAGAGCGAGAGAGGCUGGCGGCUGACUUCCUCUUCCGGCGACUGGGGCACGAGGAUCCGGUGUCCCAACAGCGGGAAAAUGCGGCCUUUGACUGAAGAGGAGACCCGUGUCAUGUUUGAGAAGAUAGCAAAAUACAUCGGGGAGAACCUUCAGCUGCUGGUCGAUAGGCCCGACGGCACCUACUGCUUCAGGCUGCACAACGACCGGGUGUACUACGUGAGUGAAAAGAUCUUGAAGUUGGCCGCCAACAUCUCCGGUGACAAGCUGGUGUCGCUGGGGACCUGCUUCGGGAAAUUCACCAAGACCCACAAAUUCCGGUUGCACAUCACAGCUCUGGAUUACCUUGCCUCUUUUAUAUAGUACAAAGUGUGGAUAAAGCCUGGAGCAGAGCAGUCCUUCCUGUAUGGGAAUCACGUGUUAAAAUCUGGACUGGGUCGAAUCACUGAAAACACGUCUCAGUACCAGGGCGUGGUGGUGUACUCCAUGGCAGACAUCCCUUUGGGUUUUGGGGUGGCAGCAAAGUCUACACAAGACUGCAGGAAAGUAGACCCCAUGGCGAUUGUGGUAUUUCAUCAAGCAAACACUGGGGAAUACUAGUAUGUGCAACAUGAAGAGACAUUGGCUUAA
Myotis brandtii (Brandt's bat) is the source of this 644-nucleotide messenger RNA. RefSeq names its product NIP7, nucleolar pre-rRNA processing protein (gene NIP7). Gene Ontology annotation, molecular function: RNA binding. The record is from RefSeq and is a predicted model, not a curated record. Lineage: Eukaryota; Metazoa; Chordata; Mammalia; Chiroptera; Vespertilionidae. The transcript has 5 exons. Gene Ontology annotation, cellular component: nucleolus; preribosome, large subunit precursor; nucleus. Gene Ontology annotation, biological process: ribosome assembly; ribosomal large subunit biogenesis.